Mustela erminea (ermine) is the source of this 2699-nucleotide messenger RNA. It is a transcript of the gene PYCR3, whose product is annotated as pyrroline-5-carboxylate reductase 3. Gene Ontology annotation, molecular function: pyrroline-5-carboxylate reductase activity. The record is from RefSeq and is a predicted model, not a curated record. Gene Ontology annotation, biological process: L-proline biosynthetic process. Lineage: Eukaryota; Metazoa; Chordata; Mammalia; Carnivora; Mustelidae. The coding region runs from base 358 to 1245 and encodes 295 amino acids. The transcript has 8 exons.
AGCACCACCGCAGAGCCGGACCUCCACUACUUCUGGUCCGCCGCCUGGGUCCAGGGCUUGACCUUGGAGACGGCGACUCUGUCCUGUUUGUGUGCCAGCCCCACUGCGCCGCAGGCUGCAGGUGUCCUCCCCGUGGGGAGAGAGAAUUCUCCGCCCUUCGCAUUGCUGCGUGUGGGGCCGCUUUCCUGGUCUCGCCCCACUAGAUGCUACGAGCAUCCCCCCCGUGACGACAGCCGAAACUGUCCCCAGAGGUUACCACAUGUCCCCUGGGGUUGAGGGCCAAAACUUCCCGGGUGGAGGACCACAGUCCUGUCCUGGUCUCACUCCACGGGAUUUGGAAAGCCUUAUGUGCACGUUAUGGGCUGGCUUUCCGCCUUCAGCCACAGUCAGGGUUCAGAAGGGUCAGAAUCAUCAGCAGAUAGUGGAGUGCAUGUCGCAGGGGUUUCACCUGUAGAGCCGGGCGGUGUGGGGUGCUGUCCUCGUCAUGACUCGUCCGCUCUGCGUUCUGGUGGGAAAGUGGAAGCUCGGCACAUCCUGGCCAGCGCACCAACUGACAGGAACCUCUGCCACUUCCAGGCUCUGGGCUGCCAGACCACCCACUCCAACCAGGAGGUUCUGCAGAACUGCUUGCUGGUCUUCUUUGCUACCAAGCCCCAUGUCCUGCCCACUGUCCUGGCAGAGGUGGCCCCUCUGGUAACGGCUGAGCACAUCUUGGUGUCUGUGGCUGCCGGGGUCUCUCUGAGCACCUUGGAAGAGCUGCUGCCCCCGACGGCACGGGUGUUGCGGGUCUCACCCAACCUGCCCUGCAUGGUUCAGGAAGGGGCCAUGGUGAUGGCCCGGGGCCGCCACGCUGGAAGCAGUGAGGCCAAGCUCCUGCAGGCCCUGCUGGAGGCCUGCGGGCAGUGCGAGGAGGUGCCUGAGGCCCAUGUGGACAUCCACACGGGCCUCAGUGGCAGCGGUGUCGCCUUCGUGUGUGCCUUCUCAGAGGCCCUGGCCGAGGGUGCCAUCAAGAUGGGCAUGCCGGGCGGCCUGGCCCACCGCAUCGCCGCUCAGACCCUGCUGGGGACAGCCAAGAUGUUGCAGCAGAACGGGCAGCACCCAGCUCAGCUGCGGACAGACGUGUGCACGCCAGGCGGCACCACCAUCUACGGGCUCCACGCCCUGGAGCAGGGUGGGCUGCGGGCCGCCGCCAUGAGCGCUGUGGAGGCCGCCACCUGUCGGGCCAGGGAGCUCAGCGGGAAGUAGGGCACAGGUUGAUCUGCCACGCGUGGGGCGGCGGCAGGUCAGCUACAGGGAGCUAGGCCUUGACCUUGCCAGCCCCUGAGAAGACCCUGGGGCUGAGGAGAAGCCACACCAGGUCCUUCUCUGGGGGAGCCCCACGAACAGAGCCCUGGGUAGGUCUGCUGCAGUGCCGGUCCCCAGCAGGCCAGGGGAGGUCCCAGGGGAUGUGCCCAGCCUGCUGCAGAGUGAGGACUUGGUUUCAGCUGCGUGUGGGCCCCCUCCUCCCGCUAAGCUCCUGGCAGGUGGCAGGCACAGCUGACCCUGACAGCCGAUCCCUGGGUCAUCCCGAGGGUCGCCUGGCCUCCCACUGAAGGACGUGGCUCUUCGGCACACCCCACAUGCAGCAGCCAGCGGGGAAAGUGGGGAACUCUGGUCUCAAACCAAGGCCCUGGGGCCUUUGGGUGGACGGUGGGCUGCCUGCCGCUGUCCCCCCACGCUACCCCCGUGGUUCCUGGAGCUCCCCCUCCCCACCGAGGCCCUGGAGUGCUGGAACUCCCCUCGCUCCCACCUGCCGGCCUGCCGGUGCCAGGCCCCCAGGAGGUGGGAGUAGGCCACCUCUGGUUUGCAGCCAGUCGGUCCCGUUGGGUGGUGGCUGGGGACACCCUGCGGCAGUGCUCCCCUGCUCCCGCCCUCCGUCCCCAGCCUCCAGCUUGGCCUCCCACGCAUGUCCCCAGACCACUUCUGCACCUGGCCGACCUGGGAGGUGGGAAUAAAGGCGCUGUCUGAUCGCUCUGAGUGACCGAUUUUUAGGCUGAGAAAGCAGAGUCCAGGGGCCCGGAGGUACCUGUGAGCUGAGGCUCGGGCCCUGGGAGCUGGCAGGGUGCAGGUGGUGUGGGGAUGCCGGUCACCGGUCCUGGCUGUCGGCCCUGUGGGCUGGAACCUUGCUCCUCGCCCCCCGGUUUGUGGGGGUUCAGCUGUGCGCCUUCUCAUACAGCCCGAGAACCUGGCUGGGUGGGCCCGUGGGACGGGGGCGCACCUCUGGCAGGCCCAGGCGGGAGGGCAGCCGUGCCCUGUACAGGACAGGAGUCAUGAGAGUGGCUUUGGGGGUCAGGCUGCAGCCUCAUCAGCGGCUGCCCCACAGCUCUAGUAGCCCAUGCUCAGGUUACUUGAACUUCUUUCAUCAGUGUUCGUGUCUCCCUCACGUUUUCAGGUUAUGAGGUGUUCGAGAUCUAAGCAUUGCGUCAGAAGUUACAAAAUUAAGACUUCAGAACUACCUACUUGGCUGAGGGUAUAGCGCACGGAACUCGAUCCUCAGGGUCACGAGCUCAGAGUCAUUUGACGGAGAGAUUGUUUAAAUAAGUAAAACGGGGUGCGUGGGUGGCUCAGUUGGAGACGUGUCUGCCUUCAGCUCAGGUCGUGACCUUGGGGUCCCGGCUCAAGUCCCGUGUUGGCCUCACUGCUCAGCGGGGAGUCUGCUU